UGUGCUUUCACUUAACUGUUCGUUGCAUCCCUCUAAGAUACGAUUAGAAGUGAUGCUGUGUGAUUCUAUAACGUUUUUUACACUACACGCAUACAUUUGGACUCAAUUUAUUAUAUUCGCUUAUUCAAAAUCAUCGUGUGACAAAUGUGUAUGGGAAAAGUGUGAAGAUAGCGGAGAAUGUAUUGAUGGAUGCAAGGAGAACCAUUGGGGACCGCACUGCAAUGGAACGUGCUCAGAAUCAUGUAACUUGCAUCUAUGUGACAGAACUACUGGAACCUGUUUGACGUUCAAGCAAAAUUCCCAGAGUGAACAGUUCGGUCCAUUGGAGCAUUAUUGUCUCUUGUUCAGAAAUGAAGAAUCGAAGGCCAGGUAUAUGACGGGGAGAAAGAGGAGUAUAUACACAAUAACCAGGGGGAUGUGUGUAUGUGACUCGUUAUGUAAUGAGGAGGUAUGUUUAGAUGAGACGGGUCUUUGCAAGAAAGGUUGUAGCGAAGGAUUUUAUUGCGUCAAGCAGUGUGAAAACAAGAAUGUAAGCUGUAUUGACUGUGAACUGAAUAAAAAUCAAUGUAGCUGUUCAGGAAGACUUUCAUGUAUCCCCUGUCCAGAGCAUUGUUCUGAAGAAGCAUGUGCCAACAAUGGAGACUGUUUAUCAGAUUGUGCAGAAGGCUGGUUUGGAUUAAAAUGUGAACACAAAUGUAACGAAACGCUUGAGAAUUGUGAAGUUUGCUCACAAUCAGGACAAACAUGUCAGACAUGUACUGAAGGAUAUUUUCCUACCAUAUACGGGAGAUGCGAGCAAUGUCCAUCCUCUUGUCCAAAUCAGGAAUGUAAUGUUACAAAUGGACACUGCAUACAAACAUGUCACUGGACGAAAUAUGGUCAGUUCUGUAACAAAAUGUGCAAUAACACUUGUGCAAAGAACCACACAAGCCAUGUGUGUGAUUCAAAAGAUGGGAGAUGUUUACAUGGAUGCAUCAAAGGAUUUUACGGAUCGCAUUGUGAACACUCCUGUUCAGACAUUGACCUACAUUGCGAACAAUGCGUAGGGCGAGGAGAUGUUUAUGAAACAUGUUUCAAAUGUCAAGGUGGAUUUGAAAAAGACAGUCUUACAUUAAAAUGUUCAAACGAAAGCAAAAUUGAUCCAACUUCUGCAACAACAAAAUCAUCAAUGACCUCCAACCACUCACAUCUUAGUGAAGAAACAAGACCUUCUGAAGAAACACAAAAGGACGCGACUUUUCUGAUAACAACUGCGUGUUCAUCUGUUGGGUCCUCGUUGUUAUCUGUGACGGGCUUCAGUGUGAUCGCUUAUAUGUGCUACAAAAAAAGAAAGCGUAGAAUGGUUACAUCGGCUCCUUCAGGGGACGACGCGGCUCAAUAUGAUUACAUAUCUUCAAUAUAUGACUACAUACCAGGUGAAAGCCUACAACCACACGAGGAGGUGCAAGUAAACAUUGAACAAUCAAAGUAUGAAGACGUUCGUGAUGAAGUAGAACUCGGUGAACUUGUAGGUGCUGAUUAUCUUACGGUUGUGGGUGAAAAUUAUUAUGCGGAAGUAAAUGAUAUUGAACCAACAGCGGAAAUACAGGACAGGGACAUUGCAGCUGAAGCACAAAUGCACCCUUAAAAAAGAAGGAGG
This is a messenger RNA of Mya arenaria, 1639 nucleotides long. Its product is annotated as multiple epidermal growth factor-like domains protein 10. Bases 53 to 1627 code for a protein of 524 amino acids. The transcript is spliced from 3 exons. NCBI's taxonomy places the organism in Eukaryota, Metazoa, Mollusca, Bivalvia, Myida, Myidae. The record is from RefSeq and is a predicted model, not a curated record.